Drosophila willistoni is the source of this 354-nucleotide messenger RNA. RefSeq lists its product as uncharacterized. The transcript has a single exon. Bases 71 to 256 code for a protein of 61 amino acids. The record is from RefSeq and is a predicted model, not a curated record. NCBI's taxonomy places the organism in Eukaryota, Metazoa, Arthropoda, Insecta, Diptera, Drosophilidae.
AUUUGGCUAUGUUUUGCCUUUAGUCUACUUUGGAUACUCCCAGCGAUAAGACAUCUUUUGGCCUGUUAAAAUGUCUGAAGAUUUGCUACCUGUUUACUUUGCUGUGGGUCCUACAGUCAACGAGAUCACUUGUCCUUAUUGUAAGGUUAAGGCCAAAACCAUAUUGAAACGUUCCUGGUUAAAAUGCUGUACGAAACGUCAUCAUUGCGGCUCGUGUGGCGAAUAUUUAGGCAUCUAUAGACGUCCACAAUUGUGAGCAGAUAAAUGCUGUACGAAUCUGCCUAGAUAUAUGUACAUAUAUAUACCUAUAAUUCUUUUUUGUAUACAUUUCUAAAUUAAAGAGAACAAAUUCGA